Messenger RNA from Arachis duranensis, 2118 nucleotides. Its product is annotated as protein FAR1-RELATED SEQUENCE 9-like. Gene Ontology annotation, biological process: regulation of DNA-templated transcription. The transcript has 6 exons. The coding region runs from base 1 to 2118 and encodes 705 amino acids. Gene Ontology annotation, molecular function: zinc ion binding. The record is from RefSeq and is a predicted model, not a curated record. Lineage: Eukaryota; Viridiplantae; Streptophyta; Magnoliopsida; Fabales; Fabaceae.
AUGGCGUGGACAGCUCCAACAGGUGACAAGUGUGUGAUUAAAGUAGCAGAUGUGACCUGCUAUAGGAAAGGCGUCCUCUCAAUUCAGGAAGUGCAACUCCCUGCACGUGAUCAGGAAACAUUAUCAGCUUGUAUGUUGAGUGUUGCUAAUUUUCAAAAUGUCAGUGCUCAACCCCCUGCAUAUUUGAUGGAAUACACUAGUCAUAGCAAGAAAUUCUGCAUGGAGGAUGAAAGCGAAUGUUUUGGCAAAGUAGUCAGUUCAGAUGCUGAUGAAUUUGAUGUUGAGCAAUUGGAUCCAAGUGGGUGCGGCAAAGGAUCAGCUAGAUGGUAUGCAAAGUUAUGGGCUACCUACGUCAAAGAUACUUGGGUACAUGGCAGGGAUUGCCGGAUUGCAGAUGGGGAUGUAAAUUCUGCCAUUGUCUAUUUGGAGGGAAAGGCUUCUGUGGACCAUAUGGCAAUGGCGAGGUAUAACCUGACUAAGGAGGGUAUGUUGUCCAACUUAUUUUGGGCCGAUGGAAUGAGCAGAGUUGAUUACCAACACUUUGGUGAUGUCCUUGCGUUUGAUUCGACGUACAAAAAGAACAAGUAUAGGAGACUGCUUGUAAUAUUAUCAGGUGCAAACAACCACAAACAGACGACUAUCUUUGGAUUCAGGAUAGUGUUGGACGAGACGAUUACUUCAUACAAGUGGAUGCUAGAAAAUCUCCUUGAGGUUAUGUGUAAUAAAUUUCCAUCUGUUGUAGUCAUAGACGGCGAUGAUGCUAUUAUUGCAGCAGUUACGGAAAAUGUUACAUCUAAUGGGAACGAGCAGAUGUUCAGGGACUUGUUUUCAAGGUGGUUGUAUGCGGAUAUGUCGAUAGAUGACUUUGAAGCGGAAUGGGCUGAAGCAGCGGAUGAAUACGAGUUACAUGAUAAGUUAUGGGCAAUGCAGAUAUACGAAAAGAGAAAGAUAUGGGCGAAUGCAUACCUUGGCGACAAGUUCUAUGCUGGGUUUCGUACCACAUCGCGAUGUGAGGGUAUAAAUUCCCAUGUGAAGAAAUUCCUUAGCUCGAAGCACACUAUACUGGAGCUUGUGCAAAACCUUGAGCUAGUCCUUCGUGAAUAUCGUAACAAUGAGAUGGUUGCACAGUUCAACUCCAUUUAUAACGUCCCUGUUAUGACGACGUGCCUUGAUCCAAUCGAAAAAUGUGCUGCCAUGGUAUAUACGCGGACCAUUUUCACCAACGUGAAAAAGGAGAUAGAUGCGGUUAGAGCUCUAAACUUUGUUAGUAAGCAGAGGGUGUCGAUGACGGUAGUGUACACAAUGGAGGAGUAUAGUAAUCCCGGGAAGCCAGUGGUUACUUUGAUCGACAUAAACACGACAAAGUUGGAGUGUAGAUGUAACUUUUGUGCUAGAGAGGGGAUACCUUGUCGACAUAUGUUUUUUGUGAUGAAGCAUGAGCACUUGAAGACAAUUCCUCAUCGGUUAAUUUUGAAACGAUGGCGUAAGGACGCUAAGGCCGUUGAAGACUACUCGGAGAAGAAGGACGUAGCCGAUGAUCGGGGAUUCUUGCUUCGGCAUGGUGCCUUACAUGCGGUAGCUCAAUGGUUGUUGUUUCUUGGUGCGCAGAGCCAUGAGCUAUUUAAUGUAGCGAUGAGGGGAAUUCGUAGCAUGUGUGUUGACAUGGAGGGAUUGCACGGGGAUGGCUAUGAUCAGACCAACACAGAUCCUGAAGUUGGUGUGCGUGAUCCAGCUAUCGUGCGGAUGAAAGGGGCUCCUAGUACCUGGGGGAUAAGUGGUAAAAAAAGAAGAUGCACGACUUGCAGGCGGACUGGACACACCAAGCGAAGGUGCGCUGAAGGGUUCAAAAAAGCAUCUGUAAAGCUGCACGACUUGGAAGAGGAUGCUGAUGUGAUACCACACAAAGAAAAGUCCCCAAAAUUGAACCAAGUAGCAAAGGGUAGAACUGCUGAGGUAGAUGGAGAGGAAGGCAUAGCAGCCGAUUGUGAGUUUGAUUGCGUCAUUGGAACAGCGCAAAGUGAGACAGUUAAAGCCAAGGCUUGCAAGCCGGAAGGAAACUGGGCCACUGAGGUGCUGGACCUCAUUGGUUCACUCCAUGCACACGUUGAGCACAAGUGA